AUGGCGCUCAAUCUUGAGAAGCAGCUGCUCUUCGUGAGUUUCCUCGUUCCUCGUUCCGACCCCCAAGGGUCCUGGCUGACAUCCUAUCCGCAGUAUGGAGCUUACCACAACAAUCCUGUGAACGUCGCGAUUCACAUUAUUUGUGUCCCAAUCCUGCUCUUCACCGGCAUACUCUUGGCAUGUAACUGCCCACCCCUCCUGCCCACCCCCGACGCCCUCCGCUUCGAAUACCUCCCCGCCAACGCAGGCACGAUCGGUGCAUUCAUCUACGCGAUCUUCUACGUCCUCCUGGAGCCGGUCGCGGGUGGUCUGGUCGCGCCCUUGGUGAUCGGCUCCGCGGCCGCUGGCAAUUAUCUCCUCGGAACGCACGGCAUGGUCGUGAACUACUGGGCUGGUGGAAUCCACGUCGUCUCGUGGUUGGCGCAGUUUGUUGGGCAUGGAAAGUUCGAGGGCCGCGCGCCGGCGCUGCUGGAUAAUCUUGUGCAGGCGGUGCUGCUUGCGCCGCUCUUUGUAUGGAUGGAGAUUCUUUUCUUCUUUGGGUAUCGGCCUGAGCUGAAGGAGCGGUUUGAUAAGAGUGUUGAGAAGGAGGUUGCGAAGUUUCGCAGGGAGAAGGAGGCGAAGAAGAGUGGUGGUGGU
Molecule: messenger RNA, 636 nt
Organism: Penicillium manginii
Lineage: Eukaryota; Fungi; Ascomycota; Eurotiomycetes; Eurotiales; Aspergillaceae
Product: 2-hydroxy-palmitic acid dioxygenase MPO1
Exons: 3
Biological process (GO): sphingoid catabolic process
Cellular component (GO): endoplasmic reticulum
Source: RefSeq, a predicted model, not a curated record